CGGCGCGAGCUGCUUUCAGAUUCAGUCAUCCAACACGCGCGAGUGCACUGAGAGUUCAAGAGCGUUGUUGGACAGUUCGUAAAUAAGCUAAGCUAGGAGCUAGGGGAAUACAUGCGAUUGUACAAGUGCCAUCAAGUGAGACCGAGCUCUUUUAGUUGUUGGUCAGAGGUUGGUGGCCGCAGAGGGAAAGAGUUGAGACCUAAUUUGGCUGGAAGAAGAAGACGCAGGGCCCUUUGGAGUGAGUGCUGAAACACCCGGCCUAACACACUGAACCCACCCACCAGGAAGAUGGAUGGGGGCUAUGGUACCGGGAGCCCCUCCCAGGAGGAGACGCGUGGCCGUCCAGCUCCACGGAGGGCGCUGCCGGGGGCCUCGGUGAGGUCUUGGACAGCCUCCCACCCGAGGCUGCUGUUCCUGGGCCUGCUGCCGCUGCUGCUCCUGGGGGCUCCUCUGCCAUCAGCAGCCAGCGCCUCACUCCAGGGGGUACCCAGGGUCACACUCAGCCACAAAGAGCUGGUGCAGAGUGGCAGUGUGUCUGUGUUUAUGGGGGCCUCUGGGGGCCUCCACUCCCACACACUGCUGUUGGACGAGGAGAAGGGUCGCCUUCUACUGGGGGCCAGGGAUCACGUCUAUCUCCUUGACCCCGACAACCUCUCCAGAGCCCCCCGAAAGAUCGUCUGGCCUGCUUCUCUUGACAGAGUGAAGAUGUGCAAACUGGCUGGGAAAAAUGUAAAUCUGGAGUGUGCUAACUUUGUCCGGGUGCUCCACAACUACAACCACACGCACGUGUACGCCUGUGGCACCGGAGCCUUCCACCCCACCUGUGCCUUCAUCGAGCUCACCGGCCACAGAGAGAGCGGGGUGUUCCAGCUGCUCCCCAGCUCGUUUGAAUCGGGGAGAUUAAAAUGUCCUUUUGAUCCCCGGCAACCAUUCACCUCAGUCCUUACAGACCAGUACCUGUAUGCAGGCACGGCUUCAGACUUCCUGGGCAAAGACACCACCUUCACUCGCUCCCUGGGCCCACCGCCCGACCAGAACUACAUACGCACUGAGAUCUCCGAGGACUACUGGAUCAAUGAGGCCAGCUUCAUAUCGGCUCAUCCCAUGUCCGACACCCACAACCCGGACGACGAUAAGAUCUACUUUUUCUUCCGCGAAGUCUCCCGGGAGGGCAAGGACAAAAGCAUCCUGUCCCGCGUGGCGCGCGUCUGCAAGAACGACGUGGGUGGUCUGCGGAGUCUGACCAACAAAUGGACCACCUUCCUCAAAGCCAGACUGGUGUGCUCCAUUCCUGGGCCUGACGGAGUAGACACACACUUUGAUGAGCUCCAGGACAUCUUCAUGCUUCCCACCAGAGACGAUAAGAACCCCGUGGUGUACGGGGUCUUCACCACCUCCAGCUCCAUCUUCCGGGGCUCAGCGGUGUGUGUGUACAGCAUGGCGGACAUCAGGGCCGUGUUCAACGGGCCCUACGCCCACAAGGAGGGCCCCGACCACCGCUGGGUUGAAUACGAGGGCAGGAUCCCCUACCCACGCCCCGGGACGUGCCCCAGCAAGACGUACGACGCGAAGAUCAAGACCACCAAGGACUUCCCCGAUGAGGUGGUCAGCUUCGUGCGCUUCCACCCGCUGAUGCACGGCUCGGUGCUCCCGCUGAACGGCCGGCCCGUCUUCCAGCUGGUGCGCGCCGAGUACACGCUCACGCAGAUCGUGGUGGACCGCGUCUCCGCUGAGGACGGCCAGUACGAGGUCAUGUUCCUCGGAACAGAUGCUGGUUCAGUGUUGAAGGUGGUGAGCAUCGCUCAGGAGAAUUGGUCCAGGGAGGAAGUGGUGCUCGAGGAGCUGCAGGUGUUCCAGGUUCCAACUCCCAUCCUGAGCAUGGAAAUGUCAUUCAAACAGCAGCAGCUGUACGUGGGCUCCAGUGAGGGCCUGGCCCAGGUGUCCCUCAGCAGGUGUCCGCUGUACGGGCAGGGCUGCUCCGAGUGCUGCCUGGCCCGGGACCCCUACUGCGCCUGGGACGGGACCACCUGCUCCCGCUACGUCCCCGCGGCCAAGAGGCGGGCCCGGAGACAGGACGUUAAGCACGGCGACCCGGCCAGCCAGUGCUGGGACUCGGCGGAUGGAGGGGGACUGGCGGAGGAGAGAGUUCUAUUUGGGGUGCAGAACAACUCCACUUUCCUGGAGUGUAUCCCUAAAUCCCAGCAGGCCCAGAUCCGCUGGUACAUCCAGAGACCGGGCGUGGAGCACCGGGACCAGGUGGUACCAGACGAGCGCGUGGUGCACACGGACCGGGGCCUCCUCAUCCGCUCGCUGCGGCCGGCCGACGCCGGGCUGUACUCCUGCGUGGCCGAGGAGCGCGCCCACUUCACGCGCACCCUCCUGCGGCUCGCGCUGCGGCUGGUGCCGCACGGGCACCUGGACGGACGGCCCAGGCCGGGCGAGGACCCGGGGGCGGAGCCACGCAGCGGGGCGGAGUCUCGGCAGCGCUACAAGGACUACCUGCGGGUGAUGAACUCGCCCGUGGGCUCGUUGGAGGAGUACUGCGCCACGCUGCUGGUGAAGAAGCAGCCAAUCAAGGCCCGGGGGCGGGGCAUGGGGGCGGGUAAAUGGAAGCACAUCCAGGAGUUGAAGAAGAGCAGGAACCGGAGGCACCACGUGAAGGAGGUGGAGAGGGCGAGGAGGGCAGCGGAGGGGCGGGGCAGGUGAUCUGGGCGGGUUCAGGGUGGGCAGCAGUAUUAUGGGCCAGUCUCAGAACGGUUGAUAACUGAAGUGAAACAAAGACAGAAUAUAAUGGUUCACAUUCUGAAAGAGGAAACUUCAAAAGAGAAAGAAAUUGAAAAGGUCAAGCUUUUCGAGCACAUCUUAAAGUUACAUAUUAACUGAAUAAUACCCAUUUCAUAAUUAUAUUCAGUGAGACCGGUGACCUUCCCUCCAGUUGCACUGAGUUAAGUCAGCACAGGGGUCAUCUUAUAAACAUUAUCUGUCACCUAUGAAACGAUUGGAUGGUAAAACUGUUAGUAAUGUGAGACGCAUUCAUGUUGAAUAUCUGUAAAUAUUUAUUGAAUCUGUACAGGAGAUGCAGCAUGCUCAAUCUAGGCCCAGUUGGGGCAUGUUUGACUUUUGUAUGACUAUCAUGGUAUUAUAUGUGUGGGUAAACAAAGUGAUAUUUUUAUAAAAACUGUUGUAGUAUUGUAACGUUUUGUAGUUGUUUCUUUCUAUCUGUUAAUUUUUUUUUAUUUAUGACAGCAUUUGUAGAGCACGGUUUGUUACUGUGAAAUUUCUGUUUUAAAAUGAAAACCAAAAAAACCAA
Gadus morhua (Atlantic cod) is the source of this 3310-nucleotide messenger RNA. RefSeq names its product sema domain, immunoglobulin domain (Ig), short basic domain, secreted, (semaphorin) 3D (gene sema3d). Lineage: Eukaryota; Metazoa; Chordata; Actinopteri; Gadiformes; Gadidae. The transcript has 18 exons. Gene Ontology annotation, molecular function: semaphorin receptor binding; chemorepellent activity. The coding region runs from base 289 to 2706 and encodes 805 amino acids. Gene Ontology annotation, cellular component: plasma membrane. Gene Ontology annotation, biological process: semaphorin-plexin signaling pathway; negative chemotaxis; positive regulation of cell migration. The record is from RefSeq and is a predicted model, not a curated record.